Penaeus vannamei (Pacific white shrimp) is the source of this 643-nucleotide messenger RNA. NCBI's taxonomy places the organism in Eukaryota, Metazoa, Arthropoda, Malacostraca, Decapoda, Penaeidae. The record is from RefSeq and is a predicted model, not a curated record.
CGGGAAACCAAAGGAUUUGAAGAUCAUGAAGAAGCUACUUGUCUGCCUAGCCGUGCUGGCUGUCACUCUAGCCUUCGAUCUGGACGACGCAGAACCGGAGGAGAUUGCACCGUAUACUGUUAUUAAAGAUGCUGGGUCGUACGAGCUGAGGGUGUACGAGUCGGCCAAGUGGGCGUGCCACGACGAGAUGCGAAAGCGGCCCAAGAUGUACACCAGCUUCAUGAAGCUCUUCGGCUACAUCACGGGCGAGAACGAGAAGGGACUACAUGAUGAUCAUGCCAAACCCAUCAACAUGACCGCCCCCGUCACCAUGAUGGAGGAGCCCCUUGACGGCGACGCCAACAGGUACCAGAUGUGCUUCUACAUCCCGGCCGCCCAUCAGCUCGAGCCGCCCAAGCCCACUGACCCCAACGUCUACAUUGAGGUCCGCCCACGCCUUACCGUGGCAGCCAGAACCUUCGGCGGCUGGGUGAGCAAGAUGCGAGAAUGGGUCACUCGUAAAGACGACCUGGAACGCGACCUCAAAGCCGCCGGGAACAGGCGUCGACUACACACGUUUCUACGGAAAAAUGGUUUUGAAGACAUAUAUAUUUCCCGUAUAUUCCAACGUAAUAAAGAGAAUGGACAACGAGGAACAUAUUGA